UGUUUGUUUUGUUCAAUAAUGUCCCUCUUUAUGACCAAAUACCUCCUUUUUGUCCAAAAGCUUCGUCAAUAGGAAAGGAGAAACAAGAAAGGCGCGUUCCCGAUCAGGCACAUGGCUGAUGAUUGAACUGGCCACUGAUUGAAAGUGCUGUAUCUCCCUCAUUUUUCAGAGUCAAAGCCUGAAACAAUGCCUAAAGACUGGCCACAUGUAGAGGAAGCCAUAGAGACCGUGAACUGGGCCCUAAGUCUUUGUACGGUGGAUAGGCUUUCAAUGGAAAAACAGCAUUUCAAAAUAAUAGUACUUCCUGGUUGGAUUUUCCUCUGAUUUUUGCCUGCCAUAUCAGUUCUGUGAUACUCACAGACUACCAAUUAUAUAAUCUACUAAUUAUAUGCAUAUCCUAUCUUCUGGGCCUGAGUAGAAAGCAGUUUUAAUUUGGGCACGCUUUUCAUCCAAAAUUCAGAAUGCUGCCCCCUACCCUAGUGAAGUGAAGUUAAGCUUGUGAGUCUAUGUGCGCUGACAACUCGACUGUAUACAUGUCAGCUACAACAGUAAUAUAAAUCACUGACACCCAAUCACUUAACAUAGAGAUCCAGACAGUUUUAGAAUGGGUAACUAUCAGUGGGCUGGUGUUAUCUAAAAACUAAAAGCAUUGUUUUUGGGACAAAUCACUCACACAACCCUAAACCUCAUUUAGAUGUAUUACUGCAUGUGGAAAAUCAGCAAGUUGAGGGGACUAAACUGCUGGGUGUAACCCUAGAUAGCAAGCUGUCAUGGUCAAAAAAUAUAGACUCAUUGGUGGCUAAAAUGGGAAAAGGUCUGUCCAUGAUAAGGCAUUUCUCUGCUUUCUUGAUCUAAAUCCUACAAGCCCUAGUUUUGUCGCACCUGGACUACUGCCCAGUUGUGUGGCAAAGGACAUGUGAAUGUAACAAUUGGUCCAGAAGAGAGCAGCACAUAUUGCACUUUAGAUGUCAGUAGUAUUCAUGUAAAUCUCUCCUGGCUCAAAGUUGAGGAGAGAUUGACUGCAUCACUAUUGGUCGUUGUGUGAGGUGUUGAUGUGUUAAAGGUACUGAACUGUCUGUUCAAGCAGUUGGCACACAGUUCAGAUCUGUACCACACAAGACAUGCAGCCAGAUGUCUCUUUAAAGUUCCCAGGUCCAGAACAGAGGCUGGGAAACACACAGUAUUAAAUAGAGCCAUGAAUAGAUGGAAUUCUCUGUCACCCCAGGUAACUCAAAUGAGCAAUAAAACAAGAUUCAAAAACCAGAUAACAUAACACCUUAAGGCACGACGGGGACUGUGAAGAGACAGACAUUUAUAUAUAUACUGAACCAAAAAAUAUUAACGCAGUAGUUCUGGUCCCAUGUUGGUCCCAUGCAAACCUUUCCAUACACACACAAAACAAACAUUUGUGCACACAUUUGUUAACAUCCCUGUUAGUGGGCAUUUCUCCUUUGCCAAGAUAACCCAUCCACUUGCUAGAUGUGCAUAAAUUGCAUGUAUUUAUUUUGUGUGAAUUUUGUAUUUAGCAUUGAAUUAUCUAGUUUUAUGUAUUUUAUUUGUUGUGUUUUGGCAGCGGCUAAUUGGGGAUCCAAAUAAAACACUAAAUACAAACAUUGUAGCACUGUUGCAGAUAUUUAGUUGAAACCUGGGUGAAAUUGAGAACUAUUAUGUACAUUUAAUCAAAAAAGCCACCAAGCUAUUGUAAAAUAAAGUUGACUAAAACAAUCAAAUUGAAUAGUUUAGCGCUGUGAAAUUAGACACGGGAUAUUAGUCAUAUCACAUGUAGUAUUGUGCUCAGGGGAAAUAUCACUGAUCUCAUAUCGAAAGAUAAUAUCAUGGGAUGACAGAGGAGAUAGAGCGGAUAUCAAUAACCAAAAGCAGGGGUUGGUUGAACGGGUAGCGUAAGCUUACUCCAUGACAUCUGGGAUUUUCCUUUAACCGAUCUGCUCUCCAUUGGGGUGGCAGGUAGCCUAGUGGUUAGAGCGUUGAGCCAGUAACCGAAAGGUUGGUGGAUUGAAUUCCUGAGCUGACAAGGUAAAAAUGAGUCGUUCUGCCCCUGAACAAGGCAGUUAACUGUUCCUAGGCUGUCAUUGUAAAUCAGAAUUUGUUCUUCACUGACUUGCCUGGUUAAAUAAAACAUCUGCUCUUCAUUUAACUUAUCUGCCCUUCCACCUAUCCAUGUCACCCUUUUUUAUUCUCCUAAUCUUCCCUUUCCUCCAAUUUUGUCUCAUUCUUUCCUCCGCCACUGUCCCGUCUCCUAUUCCUCUCUCUGUUUCUUCUGCUCUCCGUCUUCUUCCCCUCAUCCUUCCACCUUCCACCUUCCUCCUCCCUCGCUCUCCUCCCUCUCUCGCCCCCCCCCCCCUCACGGGCCCUGCUGCUGUCAUUGAACCUGUUGAAGUUUGCUAAUUAAGAUCCCAUUCAAAUUCAUCAUACCAUUUGGACAGCGGUCCAGCAGACACAGGAUAAGAGGGCUCCCGUCACCGUGACAACGGGCGCUAAUGGAGACGGUGGACUGGGCGGAUGGGUGGUGAUGAUGCUCCUCCUCCGAGCUACUUAACCCCAUGGCUUUGAUCUGGCCCGGCACUCACUCCUUCUGUCCUGUCUGCUCACUGCACAGCUGAGACUGAGACUGGGCUGUGUUAUCUGAUCUGGGUCCAGACUGGGAGAAAGAGGAUAAGAGAGAGAAGAGGAGGAGAAGAUGUCUACAGGCUGUGGCUGUGUGAGGUCGCCCCCGGAGACAGCGGAACACAGACUGACGGGUGGACAGGAGCACCACUAUCAGAUGGUGGAGCCUGUGAGGACCCUGCUAGAGGAGGGGGCAGGGAUGACCAGAGCUGUGCGGGGGAAACACUGUCCUGAGGCAGUGCACCCCGAGGAGCAGCCAGAUGAGCAGGAACUGAAGAAACCACGCAGGAAAGACACGCCCGUCCUCAACACUCCUCCACUCAUACCAGGUGUGAGGAUGGUGAAAGGAGAGAAGAGAAUGAUUCACAUGGAAGAUGAAGAGAAGGAUGGAAAGAACUAGAAGUCAUUGGAGGAGAGAUUCUUGCCUACAAUUUUUUGUUGUUGACAUCGUUGUUUCCUGUUGUCACAUUACUAAUAUGUAGCCUAUACAUGUUUAUUAUAAAGUAGCUCUACAAUGUGUGGCUGUUAUCUUUCUUAAACAAGGUAUAAAGAUGUUGUCAAUGCAUGCAUUCAAUAUAAUAUACUGUAUCUAGCCAAAGGUUGCACCGUGGCCAUUACAAUGUAGAAAAUAGCACAUAUCUUAUGGAAGAUGCCAAAACGUUGGAGAAAACAAUAGAAUGCAAAGUCAAAGUUACUGGUUUCCAUCUGUGGCAAAGUUUUCCCUAAAUGGUUAUGUCAAAUCCAGCUCCAGAACCAGCCUAGCCAGCUGGCUAGUCUUUUGAAUAUGGUGCAGUUAAAAAAAAAACAACAACAGAUGAUGCUAGCUAGCUAGCUAAGGUUAGCAUGCUAGCUAUUUACAUUGACAGCUGUCAGUUCCCUAUUUGUUGAUGUUUCUCCAGUCCACGUCGAAAUCACCAUGACGUUCUUUCCCACCCCCAAUUCUAAAACAUGUAUAAGUAGCCUGCCUCAUUCAUCAGAGGUGCAACCUAAACAAGCAUUCUUGCUCUAGGGCAGAGAGGAAGAGGCAAAGCGAGAGGUUUUAAUCUGCCCAAAUCUGUUUGUGUAAAUAAGCCUACGAACUGAAUAACUUUUGUAUGGAAGUCAAUAACAGUAUCAAAUUUGGACAACAAAAAAUGUAAUCACUAAUUUGCUACAAGAGGCUUAUUUGAUUUAAUAGAAGUUUCAUAAUGGUUAGGUUGUUGCACUGAUGUAAGUGGACGCAUGUGGGAUUUAGGCCACUUUGAAAAAAAAACGUGUUAAUAUCAGAGUUGUGCUUGUUGUCAUAGAGAUACAGUAUAUAGAGGACUCAUUAUGGAUCUAGCCGUUUUAGCAUGGACAUUGCCAUUGAGGACUUCCACAAUUUUAAAAUAGUCAACUGGGUCGCUAUUCCGAGCCAGAGAAAUCAGCCAAUGAAGAAAAUGUACUACUUUAAAAUAGAGAGAGCCUCAAUGGUGCUGCCCAUGCUGUCCCACAUGCUAUAAAGGCACAGAUGCAAAGACGAGUCCUCUAUGGCCUAUUGUUCAUGCGCCUAUUGUUCAUUGUUCAUGCGCUUAUCUGUCCUCUCAUGGGCUAGAAUGGUCCCAUCUGAUCUCUUCUCCUCCCACGUGUUCCAUCUUUGACAUAUAUUUCCAUUGUUAGAUCACUUGACUAUCUUGUCAAUAUAAUAGACAAUAUCUAGGGCAGGAAUUACAUCUGGUGGGUUCCUUUAAAGCUAGACUAACGUUUUUUUUCAUCUUCCAUAUAGACCAGUAAAGGGCUGGUGGGAGGAGCUACCGGAUGACAGGCUUAUUGCAAUGGCUGGAAUGGAAUAAAUGGAACGAAGUCAAACGUGGUUUCCAUAUGGUUGAUGUGUUAGAUACCAUUCCAUUGAUU
Messenger RNA from Oncorhynchus gorbuscha (pink salmon), 4497 nucleotides. RefSeq names its product protein phosphatase 1 regulatory subunit 17 (gene ppp1r17). Gene Ontology annotation, biological process: regulation of phosphatase activity. Gene Ontology annotation, molecular function: protein phosphatase inhibitor activity. The coding region runs from base 2699 to 3025 and encodes 108 amino acids. The record is from RefSeq and is a predicted model, not a curated record. Lineage: Eukaryota; Metazoa; Chordata; Actinopteri; Salmoniformes; Salmonidae. The transcript has 4 exons.